This is a messenger RNA of Kwoniella botswanensis, 1560 nucleotides long. RefSeq lists its product as uncharacterized. Gene Ontology annotation, cellular component: cytosol. Lineage: Eukaryota; Fungi; Basidiomycota; Tremellomycetes; Tremellales; Cryptococcaceae. Bases 1 to 1560 code for a protein of 519 amino acids. The record is from RefSeq and is a predicted model, not a curated record. The transcript has 9 exons.
AUGAAAGACCUGGUAACUGCAUUAUCACUAGGAGCAGAAGCUAUUCUAAGAUCCGACGAAGGGUGUUUGGACAUAGCGAAAGAGACGGAGGAAGCAGCCAGGUAUAUAGCACAUAAUCUGGAUGAGAGAGAAGAAUUAGUCGACAUUGAAGACGAUGAGACUAUAUUCGAAGCAUUGUCAACAUUCUGGGAUGGACUAGCGCAAGCUUUCGAUCCCAGUCAAGCGGCCAAUAACGAUAGGAAAGGAUGGGCAUCAGAGGAUUCGAGGAUCCAACUUGCUUUGGCAUUGGGUAAACUGGAGAGGAAUUUGAUAGCUGGGAUACAAGCAUUCCAAGAUAGAGCUGAACAGCAUGAAUUAUCGAUAAGAAGGUUAAUAUUCAAUAUCUCGACCUUCGUUCGAAUUGAAGAUCCGAACUUUUUCACAUUCCAAUCGGUACUUGCUCAACUACUAUGUAAUCUCAUCUCGCCGUCCACCUCUCAAUCAGGUGCAGACCGGAUGGCGGAUAAAUACCUUAAAAUCUAUCUUUCCGGACAAAGAGAUGACGAUGUGAUGAUACGUUUACUCGACUCGAGGGAUACAAAGACCAAUCACGCUACUUUGCAUCUACUCAAUAACAUCGUGAGAGGUAGUGAAGCUAGAUUGAAAUUGCUUCUGUCAAAACCCGGUAUAAGGUGGUUAUCCAAGAUUCUAAAUCGGAUGGACGAAUGGGUAGAAAUCCAUGACGGUCUAUUUGAACUCGGCGCAUCAAUGUUCAAUUCUCUCAUUGAUCUUUCUCUCCAUCCUCAACUAUUCGAUCUCCUCGGCACGACCUCAGAAGUAAUCACACCUUCUCAAACUGUCUUAUUAAAGAUACUCGACUCUCACUUAUCAUCUUCCCGACAUUCACCUCCUUCUCCAAGUCCACAUUUAUUCCUCAUACCGCUUUUCCACAAUCUAUCGAGGUACACGACGAUAAGUAUCAAUUCGGGACAGGACGAUCCGAGGUUGCCUAAAGUGUUCGAAGGGUUGAUAUUGGUUUGUGAAGGGUUGAGUGCUAUUGGUCUGUCGGUUCAGGCUAGGAAAGAUUCCAAGGACAUCGUAGAUGAUGAUUUAGCGGGAGAUGAGGAUAUGGUGAAGGUGAUGAAGAGCAGUGAAGAUGGAGAAGGUGUGGUCAAACCUUCCAUAGAGCUUCUCCGUUCUCUCGACAAAUUCUUCCCCCGUAUCAAUCCUCGAAUACAACCCACCUCUUCAGCCACGAUCACACCGAUAUCAGAAGAACUAAAACCGUUCUCCAAUCUAAAACGGAAUAUAGUCCAACUACUCGGUGUACUGACUUUCGAAGAUACCUCAGUGGGAGAUCAGGUCAGAGAAUGUGAGGGUAUACAAUUGGUUUUGGGAAUGACGGAGAUUGACGAAAAUAAUCCUUAUCUUCGAGAGCACGCUCUGCUUUGCGUGCGCAAUCUUAUGCUAAACAACCCCGACAACCAGGCCAUCAUAACACAAAUGAACCCCGUCGGAGUCCUCUCACCGGAGAACGGCGAGAUCUUACCCGUGCCAGAGAAGAUGAAAAAGAAGUCAUAG